This is a messenger RNA of Canis lupus familiaris (dog), 1225 nucleotides long. Its product is annotated as ras-related protein Rab-2A-like. The record is from RefSeq and is a predicted model, not a curated record. The transcript has 2 exons. The coding region runs from base 417 to 1058 and encodes 213 amino acids. Gene Ontology annotation, cellular component: Golgi apparatus. Gene Ontology annotation, molecular function: GTP binding; GTPase activity. Lineage: Eukaryota; Metazoa; Chordata; Mammalia; Carnivora; Canidae.
CGCUAAACUGUUGAGCCACCCGGGCUGCCCUCAAAAGUACUUUUUAAGAGAACCUAGAAUCUCUUGGUGAUUGGAGAGCGAUUAUAAUUACCAUGGAAACAGGAUAAACAACUCUGAAGUCAGUUGCCCCGAACUCUGAAUUCUAGGUAAAUAGAAAAUUAAAACGACGAAAUCACCAUCGCUGCCUUUCUUCUUCAUGCCUAAAAAAGGAGGAAAUGGCAGUCCGUAAAACGGAUUUCAAAUGCAGAUUGUUCGACUGAGCUCGGUCGGCCCCUGACUCCCGGCGGCUGACCGCGACGGCUGCGGUGGGCGGGGCCUGGUGUUUCCAGGCAGAGAGCGGCGCCAGGGUGAGGGGCUCGGAGAAGGAGGAGGAGCAGGGGCCGGAGGAGGAGCCGUGUGCCCAGACACCGAACGCCAUGGCCUACGCCUAUCUCUUCAAGUACAUCAUCAUCGGCGACACGGGUGUUGGUAAAUCAUGCUUAUUGCUGCAGUUUACGGACAAGAGGUUUCAGCCAGUGCAUGACCUGACUAUCGGUGUAGAGUUUGGCGCUCGAAUGAUAACUAUCGAUGGGAAACGGAUAAAACUUCAGAUAUGGGAUACGGCAGGGCAAGAGUCCUUUCGUUCCAUCACGAGGUCAUAUUACAGAGGCGCGGCAGGGGCGUUACUAGUGUAUGAUAUCACAAGGAGAGAUACAUUCAACCACUUGACAACCUGGUUGGAAGAUGCCCGCCAUUAUUCCAAUUCCAACAUGGUCAUUAUGCUUAUUGGCAAUAAAAGUGAUUUAGAAUCUAGAAGGGAAGUAAACAAAGAGGAAGGGGAAGCUUUUGCACGAGAACAUGGACUUAUCUUCAUGGAAACUUCUGCUAAGACUGCCUCCAAUGUAGAAGAGGCAUUUAUUAAUACAGCAAAAGAAAUCUAUGAGAAAAUCCAAGAAGGAGUCCUUGACAUUAACAACGAGGCAAAUGGUGUUAAAAUUGGCCUUCAGCACGCUGCUGCUACUAAUGCCAUACAUGUAGGCCAUCACGGAGGACAGCAGGGCGGGGGAGGCUGCUGUUGAGUCCACCCUUUUUACUGUCUCGCUGCCCAAAUUCGGCUUCUCACUUCCUCUCACUCUCCCUUGCUCAGCUGAGACCUGAAACUAUUCGAAAUGGCUUUAUGUCACAAGGCUUUAAUCCUUCGAAUUGUUGUAUAACUUUGAAUAAAUGGUUAAUGUUCACUUAAAAA